Molecule: messenger RNA, 3359 nt
Organism: Bombina bombina (fire-bellied toad)
Lineage: Eukaryota; Metazoa; Chordata; Amphibia; Anura; Bombinatoridae
Product: RNA-binding protein Nova-2
Exons: 4
Coding region: 225-1514 (429 amino acids)
Biological process (GO): regulation of alternative mRNA splicing, via spliceosome; mRNA splicing, via spliceosome
Cellular component (GO): nucleus; cytoplasm
Molecular function (GO): mRNA binding
Source: RefSeq, a predicted model, not a curated record
UAUUAUCCCAAUAAACAGCAGCACAGUUUAUAGGGCAGAAGGGGUUUUCUUCCCCAGCUGUAAGGACAUUAGCAUAUAUAGGACUUGUUUUAAUUAAUACGAUUCUGAGACCCCCUCACCCCUCCCUCUGCCACCCCCUGCAGUCUCCUUUCUUCUCUCUCUCUCUCUCUCUCUCUCUCUCUUAUUCUCUUCAGUGUGACACAGUCUUAGCCUGUCGGGAACUGAUGGCAGGAGGAUCGCCCUAUUCCCCAUCACACGCACAGCAAACCCCACAGAUGGAAACAGAUACCUCCGAUUCAAGGAAGAGACCCCUAGAGACCCCAACGGACGCCAUCAGCACCAAGAGGUCCAACACUGCAGAGGAGGGUGAACUCUUCCUGAAAGUGCUAAUCCCCAGCUAUGCGGCGGGUUCCAUUAUCGGAAAGGGGGGUCAGACCAUUGUCCAGCUACAGAGAGAGACGGGGGCCACCAUUAAACUCUCAAAGUCAAAGGACUUCUAUCCAGGAACUACAGAGCGAGUCUGCCUGCUACAAGGAUCCGCAGAUGCGCUGCUCGCUGCGCACAACUUCAUAGCAGAGAAAGUCAGGGAGGUACCACAAGGGGUGGCCAAAAAUGAUCUUGGGGUUCUUCUGCAACCGCAAAACUCAGUCAAUGCUGAACGAGCCAAGCAGGCCAAGUUAAUUGUCCCAAACACAACCGCUGGCUUGAUCAUUGGCAAAGGUGGAGCUACUGUUCGUGCAAUUAUGGAAGAGUCUGGGGCAUGGGUCCAGCUCUCCCAGAAGCCUGCAGGACCCAAUCUUCAGGAACGAGUGGUGACAGUGAGCGGAGAAUCUAGUCAGGUCCAGCGAGCCUUGCGCAAUAUCAUCCUUAAAGCCAGAGAAGAUCCACCACAAGGAAGUGCCCACCUGAACAUCAGUUACACAAACUCGCAUGGUCCAGUGGCCAACUCCAACCCCACUGGCUCACCUUAUGCUGGUGGCACAGCAGAGCCACAGUUGACCCCAUUUCCUGCUGUACCUCCAGCUCCACCCGCAAUCACGGGAGGAGACCUUUUGGCCAUCUCCACAGCCCUCAACACCUUGGCCAGCUAUGGUUACAGCACUGGACUAGGCUUCAACCCACUUGUUGGAGGUGUUCAUCCAGCUGCGGUUAGCUUGCUGGCAUCCUACGCAGGUGAGGCUGCACCAGCACUGGGACUUGGAGCGGGUGGGAUAAUGGUGGAUAAGCUGGCAGCAGAGAGCCUGUCAGGCAAGGAGACUCUAGAGAUGGCUGUCCCAGAAACCCUGGUGGGUGCCAUUUUGGGCAAGGGUGGUAAGACAUUGGUUGAAUAUCAGGAGCUGACAGGAGCACGUAUCCAGAUCUCCAAAAAAGGAGAGUUUGUUCCAGGAACAAGAAGUCGGAGGGUAACCAUUACUGGGCCCCCAGGAGCCACACAAGCAGCACAGUACCUUAUUGGCCAGAGGGUGGCCUAUGAGCAAGGUGUGAGGUCAAGCAACCCACAGAAGGUUGGGUAGUAAAGAAUGUUGGGUAGUGGGAUAUUGGUGAGAGUGGGGGAGAUGUUGGUGUGAGUUAUGACAAUAAUGGGCUAGGAGGGGUAGAGGAAAUAUUUGCUUCAAUGGACAGAUGGUUGAACCCAUAUGAUAGAGGGAGUGGCUAGGCUUUGGCUUGUAUAAAAAUUAGAGAAAUUCAAAGUCUGGCAUCUCUGGGGUUUCCGAGAAUGGAAAAAUGGGAACUGACACCUCAAUCACUGGAGGGUUCUGGGAAUGAGGUCUGGCACCUCUAAACUGGGGGGAGAAAGAAUGAGCCUCUCAUAUCAUAAUGAUAGGACAAAUUACAUACAUUUUACCCUAAAAAUGUGAACAAAUUUUAAAAAUAACACAGCAAUAAAGCCACAAAUGUGCACUAUUGUAUCCCGGCACUAAACACAACUACUACUGAAAAAUGACACACACAGGAGAACCUUGGACUCUGUACCCCGCCCCUGCAGAGUGACACCAUGACACAGAAACAGGGACUAGGAAGACUGCAGGGUGACAUCAUGGCACAGACACAGGGACCUGGUAUUCUGUUCCUUCUCCUCCGCAGGGUGACACAGUGACCCUGCAGAGUGACAACAACACCAAAACACAGGGACUUGGGAACCUGUUUUAACCCCUGAAGGUUGACACCAUGACACAGACACAAGGACUUGCCCAUCCCUUCCCCUACAGGGUGAAACAGUGACACAGACACAGGGACCUGGGUGUCUGUCCUCCUGCAGGGUGACACAAUGACACAGACAAAGGGACCUGGAAUUAUGUUCUUCUUCCCAUCAGGGUGACACAAAGACACAGGGCGUCUGUCAUCCUGCAGGGAGACACAGUGACACAGACACCUGGGAUUUUGUUCCUCUUCCCUUUAGGCUGACAUAAUGACACAGGGACCUGGGCAUCUGUCCUCCUGCCGGGAGACACAGUGACAUGAAUGUCUGUUCCUUCUCCCUCGGCAGGGUGACACAAACAGGGGGAAUUGGGUGUCUGUCCUUCUCCUCUGCAGGGUGACACAUACAUAGGGACCUGGGUUUCUGUUCCUCUCCCCUUCAGGGUGACACAGUGAGCUGGGUGUCUGUCCCUUCUCCUUCAGGGUAACACAGGGACCAAGGUGUCUGUCCUUCCCCUCACAAGGUGACAGACAGAAGGGCCUCAGAAUCUAUUAACCCAUUAUGAUCCCAGCUAUAUCCCCUAACAAAUCUUCUGACUUCUCUCUUCCUCAAUUCACAAACAUGUGCCAAAUUGUUAAUAUUUAUUUUUAGCCACAAACUGGUGCCAAAUUAAAUUCCCUUUACCUAUUUUGUAGGGUUGUAUUGCAAAGUCCCGCACGUCACCAUCCCCCCACCCUGAUUUAGAUAGAUACCUCUAGAACUUUAAUGAAAUACAGGCUAUUUAGCUGCUUAAUGUUACAAAAGCAGGGUUAUGGGUGUCCAAAAUGGCACAUUUUGAGUUGAAACAUGUUUCCAUGCAGCACAGAUGGAUGGGCAUAUGGCUUACUUAGCUGACUUCAGGUUUGUCUAAGGACUCAGAAUCCUUUUGCACAAGGAGAACAGAACUGGAUCUGUCUGCACUGCUAAUGUAGAGGAAUGGACAUUUGCUGUUCCAGCGCACAGUUAUGUAAUAUAAGGGCCAGUGAGGGAACCAUUGGCCGAUAUCUGAAUGCUGCUCUUGAAAAAUGACCAGAGGAUAUAGCCCUAUAUGGAAACUGAUAUUUAUAUGGAAAAUGGGCGGGGAAGAAGGGACUGAAUAAUUGUUCUACGACAUUGGGGAAGGUUCUGUAAAUUUAUUGCGAUUUCAGAAUGGCUAUAAAUAUUUCUUGAUUCCCCGUCA